This is a messenger RNA of Megalopta genalis, 2289 nucleotides long. RefSeq names its product SEC14-like protein 2. Lineage: Eukaryota; Metazoa; Arthropoda; Insecta; Hymenoptera; Halictidae. The record is from RefSeq and is a predicted model, not a curated record. Gene Ontology annotation, cellular component: cytoplasm.
ACCGGUCUUGUUCGCCGCGAAACACGAUUGAAUACGAUCCACGGGAUCGAAGUGAUUUUUCGAUUGAUAUCCACUCCCCUACGGUCGAUCCGCGGAGACGAUCGUGCAAGUGGUGGGGUGGUCGCGGCAGCACGCAGGCGACGAUGUCGGGAACAGGAGCGGUGUUAUUCUUUGGGCGCCGAUCACCGCGGCGCAUUCAUUUUUAGUGAGGGAUUGGCCGGGGAACUGGAACGCGGACACGGUCAACGCAAGAGACACCUGUUGCACCGUAGAGUAAGCCGGCUGCCGUAAUACCACACGUUUCGAGACCAACCGCCCCGUCGUAAUUUUGAUUUGUUGAGUGAAACGACAGGUCCAUUUGUUCGCGAAGCGGACACCGUGGUUUGUUUGCGAAGUGAAGUAACCCUCGCCGGUCUUGUCUCGAGUGAAAGAGGCAGCGCGAACAAGUUUGGGACCAGUCCCAAUCGUAUCGUCCUUGCGUUAGGUUGUGCAUCACAGUCAUUGUUUCCUUGUAUCAAAUUCAUUCAAUGCACAGUGCUCCAGCAGACUUGGAAACGAGAACUGGAAAAGGAGAAGUUGCGCGCGGCACAGUCCAACGUUGUGCGUCGAUUUAAACGCUGCGGAAUAAAGGAGCGAGUAGCGACAAACAAGUGCCGCAAGUGCGGAUAGGAAUCGAUAGAUCGAUUGAGUGUUCAUGUGAACCGAUAACACGCAUCGGAAGUGGCCAUGUCGAAGUCAUUGAGGUUGGAGGACGACCAAUUUUUCGCGUUGAAGAAGCUUAGGCGGUCGGUGGAAGACAUUUUGCAGCCGCAUCACGACGAUUACUUUCUAGUGCGCUGGUUACGAGCUCGGAAAUGGGACGUCGCCGCCGCGGAGAAGAUGCUACGGGACUCUAUAGAGUGGCGAAGACAGUGGGAUGUGGAGAAAUUGUCAGAGUGGGAUCCACCGCAGAUUCUGAAGGACUAUCUGCCGCAUGGUUGCACUGGUUUUGACAAAGAUGGUGCACCAGUGAUUGUUGUAUAUUUUGAUGCGCUUGACUUGUACGGAAUAUUGCACGUGAUCACGCGAAGGGACAUGAUCAAAGUCACCAUCAAAUAUUUGGAGGAAUAUCUGAAACUAUGUCAGGAGCAGAUGCAGAAGCAUGGGCCCGCAGCCGGAAAAGUGGUCGUCAUCUUCGAUAUGCAGGGAUUCAAUUUGAGGCAAUACCUCUGGCGACCAGCUGGAGAAGUGGUCAUCACAUUAUUGCAAAUGUAUGAAGCCAAUUAUCCAGAGAUAUUGAAGACCUGUUAUAUCAUCAACGCUCCCAAAGUAUUCGCGUUCGCAUUCUCGGUGGCGAAGAAAUUCAUGAACGAAUACACUCUAUCGAAAAUUCAGAUAUUCAAAGCUGACCCUCCGAAAUGGCAAGCGGCGAUAUUCAGCAAUAUCGGGAGAGACCAAGUGCCAGCCUUCUUCGGGGGCACGCUGAAGGAUCCAGACGGCAAUCCGAAGCUCGGUACAAAGAUUUGUUUGGGUGGUAAAGUGCCAAAAGACAUGUAUGUGAACAAUAUAGAGAAAGAUAGGCAGACUGACUAUACAACAGUGACGAUACGGAAAGGUGGGAAACUGGAGCUUGACAUGCAUGCAUCAGAAAUGGGAUCCUUGCUAAGCUGGGAAUUUCGAUCCGAUGAUCACGACAUUAAAUUUGGUAUCCUGAAGAAGGACACUAAUGGGUCGAAGAAGGAAAUUGUACCAAUUCGACGAGUAGCUGCUCAUCAGUUAGAGGAGAUUGGAAUCCUCACGUGUGAAGUACCUGCCACCUAUUCCGUUGUUUUCGAUAACAGUUAUAGUCUUCUCAGGAAUAAGAAAAUUCAUUAUUCCGUACGGGUGAUACCGCCGACGGAAUCACAAGAAGUAACACAGGCUUCAUGAUCAAUUGAAAUCAGGAACGAAUAAUUUAAAGAACAUUCCCAAAAGAAUUGUUAGUACAUGAUAAAAAACAAUGGACUAACAAUUUCACUUUUUUAAAAUAAUACUAUUAUUUAAGUAGCAAAAUAUAUGUUUCUGUUAUACAAGAAAAUUUUACAAAUUUUAUAUAAAUAACUUAUUUGCUCAUUCUUUAAGACUACUUUUUGUAUGUAUUGUUCCCUUCCAUUUUGCAAUUGUAUUAAAGGCUUACUUUUUUCAUUUUUAUUGGUUGUAAAUGCUAUUAUACUGUAAAUGUAACUUAUCAAGUUUAUACUAUUUAUAUAAAAGAGGAUAGGAAAUUCUAUCAAGGAUUUGUAACAAUAAAAAAAAACAUUUUCAACUUUA